UCGAGCAGUCGUUCUACGUGGAUAACUGUCUCCACAGCACCCACUCAAAGGAGGAAGCAAAGGAUCUUGUUGAUGGUCUGUGCCAGCUACUCCACACUGGGGGCUUCGAGAUACGCCAGUGGGCUAGCAACGUCCCGGCUGUCAUUGAACACCUUCCAUCCGACAUCCGAUCUGAGAGCAGUGAGUUAUGGCUGUCCCAAUCCAGCACGGACCUUCAGGAGCCAACUCUUGGGCUACGAUGGGAUUGCCUCCGUGACAGCUUGAAGUACAAACAUAGACCAGUGGAGAGAAUUGAACCAACGUUGAGGAACGUCUACAAGGUACUUGCCUGCCAAUAUGACCCGCUAGGUUAUAUCGUACCAUUUACCACCAGAGCCAAGAUUCUGGUUCAGGAUCUUUGGAGGGAACAAAUCGGCUGGGAUGACCCGAUCCAGCCACAGAGCCUCCGUGACAGAUGGCUUGCCUGGGAACGGGAGAUUCCAGACCUCAUCCAGAUGGAAAUCCCCAGAUGUUAUGCACCAGCUUCUACAGACUCGCCGACAUCCAGCAGAGAUCUGCACAUCUUCUGCGACGCUUCGGAGAGGGCUUACGGGUCUGUUGCCUACUUACGGACAGAAGACGCUCAGAAGGAAGUCCAUGUCUCCUUCGUCUUGGCCAGGUCCCGUGUGGCGCCAAAGAAGCAGCUGUCCAUGCCACGGCUAGAACUGAGUGCUGCACUUACCGGUGCUCAACUAGCCAGUGUCCUCCACACCGACAGUUCUCCACAUGGAAGGACCUCAUGCGGACAACGGCACAGUCCCUUCACGGGGCGGCCAAUCCGAACUCUGCCUCACUCAGUGAAGCAGCUGACUACAUCAAAGCUGAGAAUCUGCUCCUAAAACAGGCGCAGUUGGAGUCAUUCCCAGAAGAGGUAAAAGCUCUCAUCUCUGACCGACCCCUACCAACCUCCAGCCGUUUGGGCUCCUUAUCUCCUGAGUAUGACAAGGAUACAGGACUCCUCAGAGUCGGGGGGAGGUUACGGAGAAUGGAGCAGCUCGAACUGGACACCAUUCACCCGAUCUUGUUAGACCAAAGGCAUCCGCUGACCAACCUUAUCAUCCAGGAUUUUGAUGAGACCCUUCUGCAUCCUGGACCGGAAAGAGUGCUGAGUGAGCUGCGUCGUAGGUUUUGGAUCCUGCGGGGGAGGGAAGCAGUCAAGAGGUAUCAGAGUCGUUGUAUGCAAUGCCAGACAUGGCGCGCCAAUCCUUCUGUCCCUAAAAUGGCGGAUUUGCCACCUGCUCGCCUACGCCUCUAUAAGCCACCCUUCUAUUCGACUGGAGUUGAUUGUUUCGGCCCCUUCACAGUGAAGAUCGGACGUCGAACAGAGAAGCGUUGGGGCAUUAUCUUCAAGUGCAUGACAACUCGCUGUGUACACCUAGACCUCCUGGAGAGCCUCGACGUUGAUGCCUUUCUGAUGUCUCUGCGACGAUUCAUAGCCAGAAGAGGCAAACCCUUUGAGCUCCUGUCUGAUAAUGGAACAAAUUUUGUCGGUGGAGCCCGAGAGCUACGUGAGGCCUUUGAGGCCAUGGCUCCUCACCUGAAGGAACAGUUGGCCAAACAGCAGAUUGCGUUCUGUUUUAAUCCCCCCAGCGCUCCCCACUUUGGUGGAACGUGGGAGAGAGAAGUGAGGUCCGUGAAGACUGCUCUCAAGGUCAUACUUGAGGAGCAGUCAGUGCCUGAAACAGUGAUCCGCACAGUUCUCGUGGAGGUGGAGGGCAUCCUGAAUGCGAAGCCCCUUGGCUACGUCUCUUCAGACAUAGCUGACCCGGAUCCCAUCACACCUAGUAUCCUACUGAUGGGACGCUAUGAUGCAUCACUUCCUCAGGUCGUUUAUGACUCUAGUAACACCCUUUGGAAUCGUCGAUGGCGGCACAGCCAAGUCCUCGUUGAUCAUUUCUGGUCCAGAUUCAUCAGUCACUACCUGCCCAGCCUACAGGAGAGACGAAAGUGGCAGAAAGAUGGGAAACGCCUCGAACCAAACCAAGUGGUGCUCAUUGUGGAUCCUCAACUUCCACGAGCUUUAUGGCCUAUUGGGAAGGUAACAGCUACUUAUCCUGGAGCUGAUGGAUGCGUCCGGACUGCUGCCAUAAAGGUCAAGGAACGGACAUACAUUCGACCAGUAGCUCGUCUGGUCCAGCUCCCAAAGUUUGAAGACACUGCUGAAGAUCCACCUACCUGAGUGGUCUUUCUACCUUGGAUUCGACUGUCUGUGCAGACAGUCGGGGGCGGCUGUGUUAGAAAGCCCACAUUGUUAAUGUAUUGUUAAAUUGUUUAUUUAGCUAAGUUCCAUUCAGUAAUAGCCAGUUCUCUGUAAGUUUCUAUAUGUCCCACGCUCUUGAACGUACCAUAGCCAUUCCGAUGCUAUUGAAUGCACCACACGUGUGGAAAACGCCGUGCUGUUAUGCUAGUUCUCCGGUGGAUAUAUUGUAAUCUCCUUUGCCUUUUCACCUUCACCUCUACCUCCCUGGUUUAUUGCUGUGUGUAAAUGACAUAAGGUGAGAUUUACGACACUAUACUGUCUG
Molecule: messenger RNA, 2561 nt
Organism: Sander lucioperca (pikeperch)
Lineage: Eukaryota; Metazoa; Chordata; Actinopteri; Perciformes; Percidae
Exons: 2
Coding region: 455-2218 (587 amino acids)
Biological process (GO): DNA integration
Molecular function (GO): nucleic acid binding
Source: RefSeq, a predicted model, not a curated record